Saccostrea echinata is the source of this 990-nucleotide messenger RNA. RefSeq lists its product as uncharacterized. Gene Ontology annotation, cellular component: plasma membrane. The coding region runs from base 1 to 990 and encodes 329 amino acids. The transcript is spliced from 2 exons. NCBI's taxonomy places the organism in Eukaryota, Metazoa, Mollusca, Bivalvia, Ostreida, Ostreidae. Gene Ontology annotation, biological process: adenylate cyclase-activating G protein-coupled receptor signaling pathway. The record is from RefSeq and is a predicted model, not a curated record. Gene Ontology annotation, molecular function: G protein-coupled receptor activity.
AUGAAUCUGAACGCUACUGUAAGCUUCACCAAAACAAAAUCUACAGAGAACGUUACACAAAUAGUGAAAAAAGUACUGAACGAUGGUUAUGAUUUGGAGGUACUGGGACUUGCUUCGAACUGGUUUCUUUUCAUACAUAUACCUGCUUUAUGUUGCAUUUUCUUCAGUCUUAUAGCAGCAACAACUGUUAUAAUCGUGUCAUUCAGAAGUCAGACACGACCGUUCUUCUCCUGGAUGCGAAAUGAGCGUUUCGUUGUAUACCUGUCGCUGUGCGAUGCCCUUUUCAAUGUGACACACAUCAUGGAUCAUCUACAGAUGGUUAUUACGAAGGAACACGUCUAUCCUUUGGAAUUGUGCGAGUUUUAUGCUUUCUUUAUCGGCGAAUUUGUUUCGGCACAGAUUCUGAUGACCAAUGUAGCAGCUGUCAAUGCUUUUAGUCUAAUUUAUCUACAGAAACAGUUCAAACUCGGCAGAUACGACUGGAAACUCCUGAUUUAUACUUUUGGUGUACCUUUUGUGUUAUCAAUGUCCGCAGUUAAUUUGGGAUUUUACGGACCUUCCGGAUCUUAUUGUUACUUUGACGGCGUAAAAGGAGCAUUUGCCAGCAUAUUCUUUACAACCAUUCCAAUGACGAUUGUACUAGUAGUAAACGUAAUACUCUAUACCUCAACGUGGUGUAAAAUCUACACAAAAUCUAGACAUCUCAAAACUACACUGGGAAGGGAAACCCAAAUUCUAGAUCCAUCUUUUAACGCUGCCAAAAUGAUGAGUCUCUUUGUGGCGGUAUUUUUCGUGCAGUGGUGGGCCCUGGGUAUCGUGAGUGUUUGGCAAAAUUUUGCGGUAGUUCCGGAGGAAUUCCUCACUAUAGUCGUCAUUUUUACAAAUCUAGGUGGCGUGUGUAAUGCAGGUGUUUUUAUCAUCAUCAGGAAAAGAAGAAGCAAACAUACGUACCAAAUUAAAACGAGUUCCAAUCAAACUUCUCAAUUAUAG